Messenger RNA from Hordeum vulgare subsp. vulgare (domesticated barley), 921 nucleotides. Its product is annotated as CASP-like protein 1U3. NCBI's taxonomy places the organism in Eukaryota, Viridiplantae, Streptophyta, Magnoliopsida, Poales, Poaceae. The coding region runs from base 133 to 732 and encodes 199 amino acids. The record is from RefSeq and is a predicted model, not a curated record. The transcript is spliced from 2 exons.
ACCCUAAUCCCGACUCUCGAGUUCGUGGACCAACUGAGCUAGCAGCAAUUUGUUCCAAGCUAGAGAACAACCAAAAGCUACCUUACCAUCUUGACUUGAUCGAGUCAGUUCUUCCCCUCCGUCCGGUCGAUCAUGCCUUGCGAUGAUUGCAAGCCGGAGUCGAAAGGUCGCCUGAACGCGGUCAACAUCGCCGCACGCGUCGCCGCCAUGGCGCUCGCGGUGGCGUCGGCGGCUCUCAUGGUGACGGCCAGCCAGUGCACCGUCGUCCUCCCGAACGGCGCCGAGGCACACACCGUCACCUACAGCGACUUCGGCCCCUUUGUGUACCUGGUGGUGGCGAACGCCUUGGCGGCGGUCAUGGUGGGGGCGGCCAUUUUCCUGAGCGUAUGGAAGAAGGGAAGCAACAAGGUGUCGAGGGUGCUCGUGCCGCUCCUCGACGUGGCCGCGCCGGCGCUGCUCUACUCGUCGACGGGCGCCGCCUUCGCCACCAGCGAGUACAUGUCCUACUGCUCACCCCACGGCCGCGGGCGCAUCAGCGUCUGCGACGGCACCGUCCGGGGCUCGAAUAACUUCUGCAGCCAGGUGCACAUGGCCAUGUACAUCUCGCUGGCCGCCGCCGGCGCCGUGUCGGCCGCCGAGCUGGUGAAGAACUUGACGCUGUCCUUCGGAGGCUCCGGGUCGGACUCCGACUCGGACGCCGGCUGCGAGCAUGGGUGCCACCACAAGCAUUAGCUAGCUAUAGGUCCUCUUUCGUUCCUACUCUUUUUGUUGGACGUGUUAGUUACGUGUGCAAUAAUGCUAGCUACGUAGUUUACUGCUUCAAUUUUUUUACCACAUUCGAAUUGUGCAUCUUACUUGAUCUGUACUAUAUAUGUAUCUACGUUAUCAAGGGGGCAACUUGUUGGUUGCGUUGCUGUUCUA